Gadus morhua (Atlantic cod) is the source of this 918-nucleotide messenger RNA. Its product is annotated as barrier-to-autointegration factor. Gene Ontology annotation, biological process: chromosome organization. NCBI's taxonomy places the organism in Eukaryota, Metazoa, Chordata, Actinopteri, Gadiformes, Gadidae. Gene Ontology annotation, molecular function: DNA binding. The coding region runs from base 230 to 502 and encodes 90 amino acids. The transcript has 4 exons. The record is from RefSeq and is a predicted model, not a curated record. Gene Ontology annotation, cellular component: nucleus; condensed chromosome.
CUACAAUCUUAGAACUAGAGUUGUAAUAACAUAACUAUCGUUAUCUCCAUCACUCUGGGUCCGGCUAAACAGCGGCAGCGGCGCUACUGGGCUAACACACCUUUAAUUCUCAUCAAAGUGCAGACAGGGGGAGUCCAUAUCGGAGGAGCGGGUGAGAAGAGACCAGAGACUCUACAAGCAACAAAUCAGAAAAGAUCGGGUGACCCCUCACCACGACCUCCUAGUGAACAUGGCGACGACCACAAAGAAACACGCUGACCUCGUGUCUGAGCCAUUGGGCAGGAAGAGGUCAGACGCUCUGCCCGGCAUCGGAAACGUACUCGGCGAGAGGCUCGUGACGAAUGGCUUUGAAAAGGCCUCCAUGGUGGUGGGUCAGUACAUGGUGCUGGGGAAGGACGAGGUGCGCUUCAAUCGCUGGCUGCACGACACAAGCGGGGCGAAUAAUAAACAGCAAUACGACUGCCACAAGGCCAUCAAGGAGUGGACCGAUUCCUACAUGUAGGCCGCUCUCCUCUUUUAUCACACAUCCUUCUCUACUCUUUUUGUUUCUUCUUUUUGGCCUGAAACGUAAGCUCGCUGACUGUUCAGGGACGCAACAACGACAUCAACAUAAAACCAGAUGGUUGGUUGAGACUCUGCUCAGUUUGACUCGUUUUAAGAAAACAGCUCUAUACUUUUUGGAUCUAAAUGAUCUGAAACAAAUUUCUGCUUUAAUUCAUGAAUCAAUGCCAAGUUAUAAGCAAACUAAAAAUGGUGCACUAUGAUUACACAAUAUGAUAUAAUGGGGUGUGCAGUGUUUAAUAGUAAAGGGUGAACAUGGCUAAAUAUGUCAAUGUCAUAAAAUGUUAUGGUUGUUAAGGCAACCAAGCAGAAACAAUAAUAAUAAUAAAGAAACAAUAAAACAAGAAUUUUGAUCGA